GUCCUGUGGCGGCGGCGGCUUCGAUGCGUCUGGGGACGUCUGGGGAGACGUCUGGGGGGCUCUCUCACGCCUUGCCGUUCGCAGCCCAUCCUAAUACGACGUACUACGCAGUAAGUCGAAAAUAAAGCUGAGGCGCCACUAGCAUCCGUCGACACAUUUAUCCACCCAUCACAGUCUCGAGAUCUGGCCGCUAGUCAUUGUCACAUGAAUCCUUUCUCUCGGGGAAGCAAGCCACCUAUUGAAGUAGAAUCCAGCCUCGAAACCCAACCGUUUGCAGCCACAAAUUCGUCACAACGUCGAGUCAUCAACCAGUCACGCAGCCAUUUUCCCAUCCUCUAUCAAACGAAAGUGUCGUGUUCUCCGUCGCCAUCCCCGGUCAUUUCGCUAGGCCCCCCUCCUUUCAACAAAGACACAACCCACGUUUGCUCGCCAAACUGGCCCAAUCACUCCCAGUGGCAACCCUUCUCUUGGCGACAGCCCUUCUCGGAGGCCUUGUUCGUCUACAAUUGGGCCUUGACUGGGGCAAUGAACAGGUUACUGUCAUCCCCACGUCCAGAACAAGCAACCAAAAGUCCCUUCCUCGCCGCAUUCGAUGCCAAUAUUUCCACCCAACACGCAUCAACCCAUCACCGUCUGCAGCCCUCUCGCUUGUGUACAAUGACCAGUAUCCAACAUCUUUUCCCUCCAGAAAUGGGGACAGCCUUAGGCUAAUUACCCCUUGGCACAAGAUGAUGAUCGACCCGACAAUGCUGCAGUUGGGCCACACAUUUUCCCGUCCACGUUUGGUUGACAGGGUUGCAGUGUCCACGAACCUCCCCGCACUCUCAUGC
This is a messenger RNA of Ilyonectria robusta, 830 nucleotides long. RefSeq lists its product as uncharacterized. The transcript has a single exon. The coding region runs from base 205 to 711 and encodes 168 amino acids. The record is from RefSeq and is a predicted model, not a curated record. NCBI's taxonomy places the organism in Eukaryota, Fungi, Ascomycota, Sordariomycetes, Hypocreales, Nectriaceae.